Molecule: messenger RNA, 1380 nt
Organism: Cinclus cinclus
Lineage: Eukaryota; Metazoa; Chordata; Aves; Passeriformes; Cinclidae
Product: L-gulonolactone oxidase-like
Cellular component (GO): membrane
Molecular function (GO): FAD binding; D-arabinono-1,4-lactone oxidase activity
Source: RefSeq, a predicted model, not a curated record
AUGAUCCCGAUCCCGUUGGGAUCGACCCCAGCCCCUCCGGAUCUCUCGUUCCCGAUCCAGGUGCAGGGACAAGCCGGAGUGAAAUUCCAGAACUGGGCCGGAACGUACGGAUCCUCUCCGGAGCUUUUCUUCCGGCCCCGCUCCGUGGAGGAAAUCCGCGAGAUCCUGGAGCUGGCGCGGCAGCGGGGGAAGCGGGUGAAAGUGGUGGGGGGGGGUCACUCCCCCUCGGACAUCGCCUGCUCCGAGGAUUUCAUGAUCCACAUGGGAAAAAUCAACCGGAUCCUGCAGGUGGACAAGGAGAGGCUGCAGGUGAAGGUGGAAGCAGGAAUUCUCCUCUCGGAGCUGAACCCGGAGCUGGAUAAACAUGGAAUGGCCCUGGCCAAUUUAGGAGCCGUGUCCGAGGUGACGGCAGCCGGAGUCAUCGGCACCGGGACCCACAACACCGGGAUCGGCCAUGGAAUUCUGCCCACCCAGGUGGUGGCCGUUUCCCUGCUCCUGGCCUCGGGAGAAAUCCUGGAAUGUUCGGAAUCCGUCAAUCCCGAGGUUUUCCAGGCGGCCCGGCUCCAUUUGGGAUGUUUGGGAAUCGUCACGUCCGUCACGUUCCAGUGUGUUCCGCAAUUCCGGCUGCGCGAGGUCGCCUUUCCCUCCACCCUCACCCAGGUCCUGGAUGAACUGGAGGAGCACCUGAGGAGAUCCCAAUAUUUCCGCUUCCUGUGGUUCCCGCACUCCGAAAACGUCCGGAUCAUCUACCAGGAUCCCACUUCCAAGCCUCCCUGCUCCUCCUCCAGCUGGUUUUGGGAUUACGCCAUUGGAUAUUAUCUCCUGGAAUUCCUCCUCUGGAUCAGCUCCUUCAUUCCCAGCCUGGUGGUUUGGAUCAACCGCGUCUUCUUCCGGCUGCUCUUCAAUUCCCGCGUGGAAAACGUCGCCCGGAGCCACCGGAUCUUCUCCUAUGAGUGUCGCUUCCGGCAGCACGUCCAGGACUGGGCCAUUCCCAUCGAGAAAACCAAGGAAGCGCUGCUGGAGCUGAAGGCGGCGCUGGAGCGGAAUCCCGGGAUGGUGGCGCACUUCCCGGUGGAGAUCCGCUUUUCCCGGCGGGAUGAGAUCCUGCUGAGCCCCUGCUUCCGGCGGGACUGCUGCUACAUCAACGUCAUCAUGUACCGGCCCUACGGGAAGGACAUUCCCAGGAUCCGCUACUGGCUCGCCUACGAGGAGAUCAUGAGGAAACACGGAGGGAGACCCCACUGGGCCAAGGCUCACAGCUGCACGCGGAAGGACUUGGAGAAGAUGUAUCCGGCAUUCCCGAAAUUCUGCGCCAUCCGGGAGAAGCUGGAUCCCACCGGAAUCUUCCUCAACGCCUACCUGGAAAAAGUCUUUUUCUGA